AUGGAAGAUCAACUUGUUACUAUUCAAGCACUUGAUUAGUAAAUUCAGAUUCCAGUACUUGUCAGAUUAAUGUCUCCAGCAUUAGAUUAGCAUUUGAUAAAAACACCUGAUGAACCAUAUUAGUUACAAGAUUUUCCAGCCAAGUAUAUUUCCAAAGCUGCAGAUUAUUGCCGCAUUUUUGAUUACAAAAAAUUAGAUACAACAAUUGAGUUCCCAAUGGCAUCUCGUAAAAUAGAGGAUAAUGCUCAGUAAUAUGAGGUGGAAUUCAUCUUACCGUAUAUUAAUAAUUUUGAUGACCUGAUUACUCUUUUUAAGCUAGCUAAACAAAUGCAGAUAAAAGCUUUAUAUGAGCUCUGUGCUGCUUCAAUAGCAUCAUACUUUAGAAAUAGGUCAUUUGAGGACAUUAAAAGGGAGCUUAUUUAUCAAGGAGAAUUUAAUGCCAAUUCUUAGAACCAAUAAUAAAGCUUUAUGAUUCUCUAAUAGCAAUAUUAUCUAGAGGAGUAAAAGAGAAGAUAAUAAUAGCUUUAAUAGCAGCAAUAAGUCUAGCCGCAAUAGGUUCCUUAAGAUGGAGAAUUAAUCAAAGAGAAUUGA
Messenger RNA from Stylonychia lemnae, 591 nucleotides. The record is from the annotation of a GenBank genome assembly. NCBI's taxonomy places the organism in Eukaryota, Ciliophora, Spirotrichea, Sporadotrichida, Oxytrichidae.